UAGGGUACUUGUGUGUGUGAGAAAAAGAAGGCUUGUAGAGAGAGAAAGAAAGUGUAGAGAGAGAAACUGAAGAAGGAGAGAGAGAGAGAGAGAUCUGAGAGAGAGUGAAUCAUAUAAUCAAUCUAUAUCUCUCUGAAACGAAAAACAAAAUAUCAAUUUUGAAUCAAUAAUCAAUCAAAUUAGGUAUCCGCCGGAGUCGUUGAUGUUUUGAGGAAUAUUCCGGCGACUGUUAACAAGUUAGGUUUCCGGUGAGUUAUGUUCGAACAAAGCCGGUGAUGAUACAUACAACAGCAGUAGUAGUAGAUCUGACGGUAAAUAGAUCUAGAAACGUGAUUAAUGGAUAGAAAUAGAGAAGGAAGACGAGCUACUAACCUGGCCGCGCUUCCAAACGGUUUAUCUUCGUCACGGCGGAGACACCGAAGCAGCAGUUUGCGAGAUUCACCUGAUGAAGAAGGAGGUGCGGAGGUGCACGAAUCAGGUAGGUUACGAGACCGAGGUGUGGUGAAGAAAGACCGUGGGGAACGAGAUCGAGAACGAGAACGAGAACGGGAUCGGGAUCGAGAACGGGAGCGGUCGAGUCGGAGUAAAAGGAGGAGAGAGAAUAGGAUGAUUCAUCAUCAUACAACAACAGGGAGUAAUAGAGACGAUGGAGACGAUACAACGUCGGAGAGUGUGAAUGAAGAGGAAGAAGAUGACGACGAUGGUGGUGGUUUGCGGAUGUUGCAUCAGCCGCCGGUGAAUCAGUCUACCGCAGCUGUUUCAACGAGUAAUCAUCAUAAUCAUAAUUCUUCAUCUUCUCAUCCUCAACAGAUUCACCACCGGAAGAGUUUUCCUUCUGGUAAUAAAGUUUUUAGAGCUGCUCCGGCGGCUGCGCCGCCGGCUUGGAAGGCUGCCGACGAGAUGAUUGGUGUAUCGGUGCCAAGAAAAGCUCGGUCAGCAUCUACAAAGCGGAACCACGAAUGGAUUUCUGGUGUUGUUGGUGUUGGAGGAACCGGAAAUGAUCAAAUUCACCGGCAAUCUUCGGAUUCACCUGUACGGCUGGCUUCACCUGCGCCGGCGGCUCCUCCUUCACCUUCAUCAUCCAACGUGUCAGUUAGAAAAAAGAUGAAAGCGAGUGGAGGAGGAUCGAAACCGAGACCACCAAAAUCGUCAUCAAAGUCGUCAUCUUCUAAUCCUGAGGAGCUUGAAAUCGAGAUUGCUGAGGUUUUAUAUGGUCUCAUGACUCAGUCACAAGCUCCCAAGAAAGAAAUUCCAUCCAAUGAUUCUAAUAAGUUAAGUAGUGACACCAAAUCUAGAGUUUCAUCUCCUAUCUCAAACUCAGCUGCUCUACCGCAAAAUUCAACAUCUUUGUCAACUGUUGCACCAAAGAGGAAGAGACCACGGCAAGUAUUGGAAAAUCCGGUUUCUUCUUCAAUUAAAACCGAGAUUGAUCAUCAUCAGCAGCAGCGUCACCAGUCUCCGAAGACGGAUAUUUCUUCUCCUUAUUUGGAAAACAGUAGCCCAGCAUCUGCUGCUGUUGGUGAGAAUGGUCUUUCUUCCUUUGGUUUCACCACUUUGCCGAGUCAGAAGGCGGCUAAUUCGUCCCAAUCAUCGGAACCACCGGUGCCGGUGCCACAGCCGCCGGCGGAAGAAGAGAGGAAAUGUGGUGCGGGUGCGGUGUUGACUAAAGAAGAGGUUGAGAAGGAAUCUCUUUUGGUCAAGUUAAAUGAUGGAAAUAGUAAAGUUGAAGCUGUGAUUACGACAGCUGCAUCUUCUACAGUGGCCAAUCUAAAACUGGCUAAUCCAGAGAGUCAGAGUAAAAAAGAUGAAAAGUUUGAAAUAGAUCUGAUGGCUCCACCUCCUCAACAAAGAACAUCUCACGGAAGUGAUGGCCGCGAUAUUGAUCUUUCUGAUCACAAGGAGGUGGCAAUCCAGUUGCAGGAAACAAGCAAAAUCAGGGAAGAUGAAAAGCUCAGGAAGAGUGACAUCAAUGAGCAGAAAGUGGGGGUUAUCCAAGAAACCGGAGAAUCAUCAAAGCAAGGCAUUAAUGAAGAAAUUAAUAUCCAACUGAACAUUGAUUUGAAAAAACCGAACAAGGGUAGUGCGAGUAUGGUAAGUGGUAGCAGUAAUCCAUCGCUGCAUCAAGCUCUUAAACAUCCACAAUUAUCAGCUAAAUCUGAAACCCACUCCGAAAAGACAGCUCAAUCCAGUGCUAUGCCUAUGCCAAUGUCUGUGCCGAACUGGCCUCCAGUGGGCAGGUAUGUGGCGCCUUUGCAGGGGGUCAUAUCCAUGGAUGGGAACACAAUGGCUUCAGCACCGUUUCAGCCAAUAUUAACACAUCCAAGGCCAAAAAGGUGUGCGACACACUGCUACAUUGCAAGGAACAUUCACUGCAAUCAGCAAUUCAUGAAGAUGAACCCAUUUUGGCCAGCUGCAUCGGGAUCUGCCACCCCCAUGUUUGGGGCCAAACCUUGCAAUCUGAAUGUCAUGCCUUCUACUGAGCUACAUGCAAACAUUCCACAGUCGAUACAAGACAAGGGUCAGGCAGUCGGCAUCCUCCCAGGUUACACCACUGGAAAAGACACCAAAUCUUCCCAACCUGCAACCAUCACUGACCCUGCCCAGAGAAAACAACAGGUUUUGCUUCAGCAAACAAUGCCGUCAGUCGCUCCCAAUAAUAUACUUCAUGGGCCCGCUUUCAUCUUCCCCUUCAACCAGCAACAAGCAGUGGCAGCGGCUUCUGCUUCCGUACGUCCGGGUCCUUCUAAGCUUACAACCAGCACAGCAGCAGGUGGUUUGGGUGCUGCUUCAGGUGCCGCCAAUUCAGCCACAGUGACUUCUUCGACUACAGCAGUUGCGCCUGCAUUGAGCUUCAAUUACCCGAAUAUCAAUGCCAAUGAAACCCAGUACUUGGCGAUUUUGCAGAACAAUCCCUACUCUUUCCCAAUGCCUGCAGUAGGAGCCCCUCCAAAUUACAGACCCAGCCCUCAUGCCCAAGCGAUGCCUCUGUUCAAUGGCUCGUUCUAUUCCUCACAGAUGAUACACCCGUCUCAAGUUCCACAACAACCCCAGCAAGCCACUCCACCAACUCAAGCUCAAAAUCAUCACCCCUCUCAGUCCCAGCAAACCCACCAGAACAGUAGUGGUUCUACAUCCUCUUCACAGAAACAUUUGCAAGCUCAACAGCGGCCGCAAGGUAUUGUUGCUCCUGCUGCAAGUGGCAGUGGAAAUAUUGGGAGUUUGCACAACAGCUAUCAUGCUGCUGCCCAUAAAAGCCGAUCACAACAAUCUUCUCAGCAGCAGCAGCAGAACCCACACAUGAACCCUGCACUACAAGUACGGCACCUUGAAAAUGAGGUGACUGGUGGUGAGGAUAGCCCUUCAACUGCUGAUAGUAGAGUUUCGCGGGCAGCAAACACAAUGAGUGUUUACAGCCAUAAUUUUUCCAUGUCGGGUCGUUCUAAAGCCUUCCCUCAGAUGGACCACCCUAACGGUGCACUGACCAAGGCGGCUGGCGCGGCUAGUGCCAACUCAAGUGAUAAGAAACAACAGCAACAGCAGUCACAACAGCAGGGAUUAAAAAGGGGUGGUGUUGAAUCAUCUCUUCCACCUCAGGCUUUUGCAAUGUCUUUUGCUGCUCCUAUGAAUGGCACCACUGGUAACAUAUCUUCUAUGGCUCAAAACCAUGCCAUUUUCCAAAGCUUGCCGGAAUCAUUACGACAAAGUUAUAUGAUGGCAGCACCUACGGCAGCAGCCCACCAAUCUCAACAGAAGGAUUUUAGAAUAUCUGAAGAGGCUGCUAGAACCGGUCAUGAUUCUUCCAAUGCUGACGAGGACAGAAAGGUCAGUUCAGGGUUGACCGCAAAAUCCGGUCAGUCUAUUGCAUUUUCUAGACCAGAUCUUGUUGCAGACGCCUCUGGUUCUAAUAAUCGGUCAUCUCGAUCUCCUAUGUCAUCCUCUAUGGGAGCAGCUGCUCAGUCUUCUCAUCCCUUAAGUGCUCAUUAUCAACCGCAGCAACAUGCCCUUCAGCUUCAGAAGCAGCAACAACAGAACCAGAACAUGAAUAAUGCUCGGGCCAAGAACCAAGCGUCAAGUAAUGGAAGUGCAUACCCAGAGCAUUUGAUAACUUCAUCUUCUUCAAUGACUGCCAAGUUCCCAAACUCCAUCUCAUCUUUUCCGCUCCAAACCAGCAACACCAGUAGCUCGCCGGUUCAAUCUCCUCAGUGGAGAAACCCAGCGAGAGGUCCAACCACGUCUCAAGUUCCAUCUUCUCUUGCUUCAGCAACCACCACAUCUUCCCUCAAGAACAACCUUCACCAAUCCCAACAACAGUCAAGUAGGUCACACCCACACCCACACCAACAAUCACAUACGCAGAUAUCUUUUGGUACAACCACAAGUCAGAAACCGCUGUCUACCGCAUCGGUACAGAUGCAGAAUCAAAAUCCUAGUAGCAAUAGUGGUAACCAGUCUCCAUCUCCUCCAAUGCUGGUUGGCUCUCCUACAGCUUCCAUAUCUAAGGGCGUUGGUGGUGGGACCAGUCAGGGUUCUUCUUUGUCAUCAUCUCAACCGGCCAAGAACUCUCCUGUAGUAGUGACCCAGAGAUCUUCACCAGGCAUUCUAGGUAACCCCAACAGCUCAAAUUCUACGAAAUCUCAACAACAGCUACAACAGAAGCAAACAUUACAUCAGCAGAAAGUCCAGGCAAUGAUGAUGUACGGUCAACCUUACAUGCAAGUUCAACAACAGGCUCAGGCCCAAGCUCAACAACAUGCCGCCAGCUCAAUGUCACAAGCCCAGAUGAUGAUGUACACUCAUCCUAUAAGACUGCAGCAGCAGCAGCAGCAGCAGCAGCAGCAGCAGUCGUCAUCGCAGCAAUCAUCUUCAACAGCCAUGCUGUCACUUUGCCCACCCGUGACACAUGCAAGUACCACCACUUCCGACCCUGCCAAAGCAAUUGCAGCGGCGACCAGCAUGAUGAACCAUCCUCAGUAUGGCGCUGCAGCUGCACAGUCGUCCAUGCCUGCUGGAUUCCCUCAGUACGUUCACAAUUCCCCUGCUGCAGCUGCAGUUCAGGUCAAACCUGCAGAGCAAAAACAACCAGCUGGAAAUGACAAUUUGCGUGUGUCUCAGCCUGAGAAGAAGUAGAUGUUAUACACACGGCAGAGUGGUGCUGUUUGACGGGCCGGUCUCAUUCUGUGAAGAAAGCAGGUCAAAGUUGCGGAUCAAAGUUUUUGACAGGAUCCGGGAUCGAAAACCUCCAUGUUCUUGAAGUUUUGCUACAAAUGAUGUAUUGAAGGGGGGGUUUGGUUGGUGGAUAAAGAAGUUUGGUGCUUCUUUGUGUUUAGGUUUUAGUCCUUUUCUUGGGGGUUUCUUUUUGGUGAAUUAUCUCCUUUUGAAGGGUUCAAGACAAUAAUAAUGUUGCUGGACAUAUAUUAUAUAAAAAGACAAAAGGGAAGGGGUGGGGGUUGCAUAUAUUUAUAUUAUUAUAUAUUUUUGACGCACAUGAAAAAGAGUUAACCCUUUGAUUUUUAUAUGUUUAAUCUUUUGGUUGAUGCUU
This is a messenger RNA of Helianthus annuus (common sunflower), 5539 nucleotides long. Its product is annotated as protein TIME FOR COFFEE. Lineage: Eukaryota; Viridiplantae; Streptophyta; Magnoliopsida; Asterales; Asteraceae. Gene Ontology annotation, biological process: regulation of circadian rhythm. The coding region runs from base 337 to 5127 and encodes 1596 amino acids. The record is from RefSeq and is a predicted model, not a curated record. The transcript has 13 exons. Gene Ontology annotation, cellular component: nucleus.